Molecule: messenger RNA, 3745 nt
Organism: Pipistrellus kuhlii (Kuhl's pipistrelle)
Lineage: Eukaryota; Metazoa; Chordata; Mammalia; Chiroptera; Vespertilionidae
Gene: EXOC2
Product: exocyst complex component 2
Exons: 28
Coding region: 161-2935 (924 amino acids)
Biological process (GO): Golgi to plasma membrane transport; exocytosis
Cellular component (GO): exocyst
Source: RefSeq, a predicted model, not a curated record
GGCGAGCGGUAGGCGCGGCUUGCACCCAUGUGCCACAGGUUAGGGCUACACUGGGCAUUUCCCAGGCGUCUGUCACAGUCGUAGCAUUGCCAGCUGGCGGCUCCGGCUCCCCUGGAGAUUACCUCUGUAACUAGAUCUCCAGUUUGCUCAACAAAUCACAAUGUCUCGUUCAAGACAACCUCCACUUGUGACAGGCAUCUCUCCAAAUGAAGGAAUACCUUGGACCAAGGUCACAAUUAGAGGAGAAAACUUGGGAACUGGCCCAACUGACCUCAUAGGUUUGGCAAUUUGUGGACAUAAUUGCCUCCUGACAGCAGAAUGGAUGUCUGCAAGUAAAAUAGUAUGUCGAGUUGGACAAGCCAAAAAUGACAAAGGAGACAUAAUUGUCACAACUAAGUCUGGUGGCAAAGGAACCUCAACAGUCUCUUUCAAGCUACUCAAGCCUGAAAAAAUAGGUAUUUUGGACCAGUCUGCUGUGUGGGUUGAUGAAAUGAAUUAUUAUGAUAUGCGUACUGACAGGAAUAAAGGAAUUCCUCCCUUGUCCUUGCGUCCUGCUAAUCCACUUGGCAUUGAGAUUGAAAAAAGUAAAUUUCCCCAGAAGGAAUUGGAAAUGCUGUUUCCUGGAAUGAGUGCUGAUUUUACAAGUGAGAAUUUUUCAGCUGCCUGGUAUCUGAUAGAGAAUCACUCAACCACCAGUUUUGAGCAGCUCAAAAUGGCAGUUUCAAACCUGAAGAGGCAGGCUAACAAGAAGAGUGAGGGUAGCCUGGCCUGUGUGAAAGGGGGUCUUAGUACUUUCUUUGAAGCACAGGAUGCUCUUGCAGCCAUCCAUCAAAAACUGGAAGCAGAUGGAACGGAAAAAGUAGAAGGAUCCAUGACGCAAAAACUGGAGAAUGUUCUAAACAGAGCAAGCAAUACUGCAGAUACAUUAUUUCAAGAAGUAUUAGGUCGAAAGGACAAGGCAGAUUCCACUAGAAAUGCACUCAAUGUCCUCCAGCGAUUUAAGUUUCUUUUCAAUCUUCCUCUAAAUAUUGAAAGGAAUAUUCAAAAGGGUGAUUAUGAUGUGGUUAUUAAUGACUAUGAAAAAGCCAAGUCACUCUUUGGAAAAACAGAGGUGCAAGUUUUCAAGAAAUAUUAUGCUGAAGUAGAAACACGGAUUGAAGCUUUAAGAGAAUUACUUCUGGACAAAUUGCUUGAGACACCAUCAACCUUACAUGACCAAAAACGUUAUAUAAGGUACCUGUCUGACCUUCAUGCACCUGGUGACCCUGCUUGGCAGUGUAUCGGAGCUCAACACAGAUGGAUCCUUCAGCUCAUGCACAGCUGCAAAGAGGGCUACAUACAAGACCUGAAAGGUACCGCAGGCCUGCACAGUCCCAUGGUGGACCUGGAGAGCGAUGCACGUCCCUCAUUGUUGGGCCAUCUUAGUCAAACGGCAUCACUGAAGCGGGGCAGCAGCUUUCAGUCUGGUCGAGAUGACACAUGGAGAUACAAACCUCCUCACCGGGUAGCAUUUGUUGAAAAAUUGACCAAGCUUGUUUUAAGUCAGCUGCCUAACUUCUGGAAACUCUGGAUUUCAUAUGUCAAUGGAAGCCUUUUCAGUGAGACUGCUGAGAAGUCAGGCCAGAUUGAAAGAUCAAAGAAUGUCAGGCAAAGACAAAAUGAUUUUAAGAAAAUGAUUCAGGAAGUAAUGCAGAGUCUCGUGAAGCUGAUCCGUGGAGCACUACUCCCACUUAGCAUCCCAGAGGGUGGAGUGAGGCAAUAUGGAGGCUGGGAGGUGAAGUCUGAGCUCUCUGGACAGUGGCUUACUCAUGUCAUACAGACGAUAAGACUUACUUACGAAUCCCUGACUGCCCUUGAAAUUCCUAAUGACAUGCUACAGACUAUCCAGGAUCUCAUUUUGGAUCUCCGAGUACGUUGUGUGAUGGUCACAUUGCAACACACAGCGGAAGAAAUAAAGAGAUUAGCUGAAAAGGAAGACUGGAUUGUUGAUAAUGAAGGGUUGACUUCUCUACCAUAUCAGUUUGAACAGUGCAUUGUACAUUCUCUGCAAUCACUUAAAGGAGUUCUGGACUGCAAGCCUGGAGAAGCCAGUGUCUUUCAACAACCUAAAACACAGGAGGAGGUUUGCCAACUAAGCAUCAAUAUCAUGCAGAUUUUUAUAUAUUGUCUGGAACAAUUGAGCACCAAGCCUGAUGCAGAUGUAGAUACUACACAUCUUUCUGUUGAUGUUUCUUCUCCUGAUUUGUUUGGAAGUAUUCAUGAAGACUUCAGUUUGACUUCUGAACAGCAACUUUUGAUAGUCCUAAGUAAUUGCUGCUACCUACAGUGUCACACCUUCCUAAAUAUAGCAGAACAUUUUGAAAAGUACAACUUUCAGGGAAUAGAAAAAAUAACACAGGUUAGCAUGGCCUCAUUGAAAGAAUUAGACCAAAGAUUGUUUGAAAAUUACAUUGAGUUGAAAGCAGAUCCCAUUGUUGGCUCCUUAGAACCUGGAAUUUAUGCAGGCUAUUUUGAUUGGAAAGACUGCCUGCCUCCAACAGGUGUCAGAAACUAUUUAAAAGAAGCAUUGGUGAAUAUAAUUGCAGUGCAUGCAGAGGUGUUCACUAUUUCCAAAGAAUUGGUGCCUAGGGUCCUGUCCAGGGUAGUGGAAGCGGUGUCUGAAGAGCUCAGUAGACUCAUGCAGUGUGUGUCAUCCUUCAGCAAAAAUGGAGCAUUGCAGGCAAGGCUUGAAAUCUGUGCUCUGAGGGACACUGUGGCUGUCCACCUGACACCUGAAAGCAGGUCCAGUUUUAAGCAGGCUCUGGAAGCGCUACCCCAGCUUUCCAGUGGAGCAGACAAAAAGUUACUGGAAGAGCUGCUGAACAAGUUCAAGAGCAGCAUGCACCUGCAACUCACCUGUUUCCAAUCUGCUUCUUCAGCCUUGAUGAAAACAUAAAGGCCUCCUAGUAAGGGUCAUCCAAAGAUAACAAGUGAUGAAAUUAUUCUCUUUAAGUGCCCUAAAGGUAUUUGUAUAUAAAGCAUACAUUUGCAGUUUUUCUCCUUUUUUUUCCUCCUCAAUUAGUAGCCUAGAAAGAUUUUUGUAUAUGUUUUAUUUAAAUCAAAAUACCCUUGUUUGAAUUGCCAAGCUUAUUAAGAAAUACACAGCUUUAGGCUUUUGGCACAGAGGAGGCUCAAUUGCAAUUUCAUUUGGUUAUCCCGAAUCCGGGUUCAUCCGACACCAGCCACCUCCACCAUUCCACCGAAGUUCAAAUCAAACUUAUAUACCUAAGGUACACUGGUGAGGAAGUGGGUGCCACAUAUCUGCUCUGGCCCCCAAGAUCGACCCCCCGAGCCUGUAUCCGAAAAAAGGUUGGCGAUGAUAUCACCAAAGCAACCGGUGAUUGGAAGGGUCUAAGAAUUACAGUGAAACUGACCAGAACAGACAUGCCCAGAUGGAGGUAGUACCUUCUGUCUCUACCCUGAUCAUCAAAGCUCUCAAAGAACCACCAAGAGACAGAAAGAAGCAGAAAAACAUUGACCACAGUAGAAAUAACACUUUUGAUGAGAUUGUCAGCAUUGCCUGACAAAUCUAGCACCAAUCUUUAGCUAGAGAACUCUCUGGAACCAUUAAAAAGAUCCUAGGGACUGCCCUGUCUGUGGACUGCCAUGUUGAUGGCUGCCACCCUCAUGACAUCAACAGUGAUGCAGUGGAAUGUUGGGCUAGUUAAGAACUGCAAAGGAAAAUAUUUAAAUUAAAUAUUAUUUG